Messenger RNA from Cuscuta campestris, 1203 nucleotides. Lineage: Eukaryota; Viridiplantae; Streptophyta; Magnoliopsida; Solanales; Convolvulaceae. The record is from the annotation of a GenBank genome assembly.
UAUUGGGAGGGAGCCGGUAUUAUUUGGGUGAAAUGAUGCUCAAGAGGUUUGAAGACUUGAAGGGUUUUACACCGGCGUUUUAACUGGGAAAUCACAACAAGAAGAUCUGCGAAAAUGGGCAAAGGAGAAGACGAUCUCUGGGAAGAUUCGAUGCUUAUCAGUGCCUUCAACGACGCUAUCUCCAAAUACAAGAUCUAUCAUAACCCAACUGAUGGGGCUAACAGUGCAGUGACGAAUGCAUCUGCUGUGGAUGAUGAAAGCAAAGAAGCUAGAAGGCACAUGGGAACAAGUGAUGAUAAUGAAAAUUCAUCAACGAAGACAGCAGAAACGGGGGAACCUAGUAUUGCUUCACCUAUGAAUGAAAAAAUUUACACAGUGGCAAGUAGUAUUGAACAGACCCUUGAUAAAACCACAAGCCAUGUAAACUCACAAAGUGUAGAAGAUUACACCUGCUUGCUUGAGAAGUACUAUGAACUUGAGGGUCAGAGGCAAAUGGUUUUACAGAAGCUUAACCAAUUUGGUGAUUCUAGUACCUUAACCGCUCAAGAUCAUCACGCUUAUGCAGAACAGGCUCCUAACUCUAUGGUCUCCUCUCUUUACUGCCCUUAUGGAUGCCAGAGUUGGGUGCCUCCAGUCAUGGCAUCACCAUCCUGUUGCGUGGGUGGAAAUUGCACUGAUAAAAAUGCUGAUGAUACUCUAAAAAGCAAGUGUGAUCAAACCUCGUCUCUUCAACAACCUGAUAUUGUGAAAACAGCAAUGGGUUCUGCGGAGAAAGCAUUAUCUUCCUUGAGGGAAGAUUUCGGUGAUGAGGGAGCACCGAAGAAGAGUAAUGACCAUGUAGCCAAUGAAUCCAAACCCGAGACCGCCCUUUCAGAGGUUUUGCAUGCAUGGUAUUCUGCUGGCUUCUACACUGGAAAGUACCUGACCGAGCAAUCACGUAUGGGGAAAAAGACAUGACUAGCCCUGGACGUGCCAUAUGAUAUCAGAGUUUUGACACUAUCAUCAUCAGUGAUGCCAAAUCCAUGCUGCAAACGCUACUGCUCAUUGGUCCCUUGGGCGUGAAUUACCUGCCUAUAUUGAUAGUUUUCUUUGUCCUUUGUAGUUUUUCACCUUUGAAAAUGGAGAUGGAGGGUAGCUUUGUCCUUGCAAAGAUGCUAGUGGCAGGCACAUGUGUAUUCCAUUUUGACUCUUAUUACUCAUGUG